ACCGUUACGAAUAUUGAAGCUACAAGAAGUUGAACCCAUAUUAUAUGCAAUGCAUUCGGAUCCCUUAGCUGGGCAUUUCAAUAAAGAGGCAACGUACCAGCGAGUUAUUACCCGAUAUUUUUGGCCACAAAUGGGAAACGAUAUUCGGGAUUAUGUUAA
Messenger RNA from Racocetra fulgida, 159 nucleotides. NCBI's taxonomy places the organism in Eukaryota, Fungi, Glomeromycota, Glomeromycetes, Diversisporales, Gigasporaceae. The record is from the annotation of a GenBank genome assembly.